AUGCUCCUGAAAGUUUUUGCCGUCGCCCUUCUCCUUGCCGUUGUCUACGCCGCCCCAACGGUUGGAUUAGAGAUUUUUUUGAUUGUUAAUUAGCAAAUUAGCUCGAUUUCAGGGAAAAAACAAUGCCGUGAAGAGAGAGGAGCAAGAAAACGAAUCUCAAAACCCUCUGGUAAGGUCUUUUUUUUCGGAGUGUUGAGGAGUUAUUCUGGUUAAUUUUCAAGCUCAUUAACUUUGUAAAAUUUCUUCGCCCCACCCUGCGCCUUUAAGCCAUUGCAUCAUCUGUAAAAAAACUAGUAAUGGAUGGACCAGUUUUCGAAAAUUCUAAAAAGUGGCUAAUUUUCAAAAAAUUCUUGGCCUCCAUUCAAAAAAUAAUCAUGUUUACUGCUAGCAAAAGGGAGUUGAAAAAUCAAAUUUAAGUAAUUUUGAAUUUUUCGGAUCACUUUUUGGUCUUCAAAGUUUCAAAAUCAACACCCAUAGAGCGCAGUUGUUCAAGUUAAUUUUUUUUUUUUCGAGCUCGAAAAUCUCUUCAACUUGUCACAAAGUUCACUUAGCCUUCUCACAGUACCUCAGAAGCUUAAAAAAAAACAGUAGAGGUCAAAACAACCUUCAAAAAGCCCUUCUUCUCAAGACCAUUUAUUCAACUCCACUCAUGCUCCUUUAAAACUUAUUAUGAACAAGCUAUAUUUUUUCAAACUUUUUUUUUUGUAAAUCUUUCCGAUCUAUUCCCCAUGAAAAGAAAAGAAGACAGGCGAUAUUAUUUGUGCACCUGACCUCGAAACGACAUUCUCAAAAGCUUCAAACUCUUGCCAAGUUUUGAGCCAUUCCAAAUGCGGCCACAAGAGUUUUUAGUUCCCUAUGCUUCUCCAAACAAUAUAUGAAUGAAUUAUAAGAUUCUCUUCGAGUUGAAGUUUUUUUGUUGGCCGCAUAGGGAAUGGCUUAUGCGCCCGACCUUGAAACGACUUUCACACAAACUUCAAACUCGUAAAAAUAUUGAGCCAUUCCAAAUGCGACCAUAGAAGUUAUUAAUUUCGUAUGUUUUUUCACAAUCUUAAUGAAUGGACUGUACGAUUCUCUGCAGUUUCAAGCUUGUUGGUCGCAUGGAGAAUGGCUCAUGCGCCCGACCUUGAAACGACUUUCCUACAAGCUUCGAGUUCAUGAAAACAUUGAGCCAUUCCAAAUGCGACCAUAGAACUUCUUGAUUACCUAUGCUCUUUCAAAUUAUUUAUGAAUGAACUCUGCAUACUCCUGGGGUAGAAGUUUGUUGGUCGCAUUGAGAAUGGCUCUUGCGCCCGACCUUGAAACUACUCAAUAACAAGCUUCAAACUCGUGCAAAUAUUGAGCCGUUCCAAAUGCGACCAGAUGAAUUUUCAAGUUUGAUGCGCUUGUUUACAAUAUUCAUGAAUGAACUGUACGAUUCUCUGCAGUUGUUGGUCGCAUGGAGAAUGGCUCUUGCGCCCGACCUUGAAACGACUUUCGCACAAGCUUCAAACUCCUUAAAGAGCUUUCAAGACCAGAAAACAUGUACAUUUCCUAUGCACCUUUAAAACUUUUCUGAAUGGAAUAUAUGAUUUUCCUCGGUUUUUUGGUCGCAUGGAGAAUGGCUUUUGCGCCUCUCUGCUCGCAAACCAAUUUGAACAGGAGAUUCUUGAACCACUCAUCUUAGGUCCUCCCAACGAGUUCGGAAAGCCAUUCCGACGAAGAUCAGGAGCAUCCGGUCGAAAAGAGAAGCUUGAGCAAGACGGCCGCCAUGAGAAGGGCCGACAGUUCGCCGAGUUCUGAACCGAUAGAAUGCGACGAGGACGAAGAAAGCGAGUGCGAAGCGGAGGAGGACGACAACAGCAACGCCAGCAACAACAGCAACGACAGCAACGACAGCAACGCCACCAAUGCCAGCGACGACAGCGAUUAG
Molecule: messenger RNA, 1909 nt
Organism: Caenorhabditis auriculariae
Lineage: Eukaryota; Metazoa; Nematoda; Chromadorea; Rhabditida; Rhabditidae
Source: the annotation of a GenBank genome assembly